AUGAUAUGCAUAACGUGUAUGCAGCCUGUAGAUUCCCUCUAUACGGUGUACUCAAAUGACCACAUACAGUUGACAGACUGUCCAUUCUGCCAAGAGAUAGUGGAUAAAUAUGUGGAGAUUGACAAUGUCCUGUUAUUCAUUGAUCUUUUAUUGUUGAAACCAGGUGCAUAUAGGCAUUUGGUAUUCAACUCUUUGGAAUUGCAUCUAGCAAAAUAUCCAAAGGGAAAAACGUUAAAAAAUUGCCAAUCUUUGUAUGAUCGUAUGCAAGUUCUAAUGUUUAAUUUCAAGAACUGGUUUUGUAAAUUUGAUAGAUUGAACCGCCUCUGGCUUUUGCUAUUAUCAUUUGAGAUUUAUUUAACGUGGGUCACCGAGGAGAGUAAAUACAUUUACUAUAUGAACCGUAACAAUAAUGACGGUAAACUUAUUAUGCUUUCAAAGAACUUACCAGAAACUUUCAAAUGGGACUCGACCAUAAUGCGUAACACCAUCACAAGUAAAGUGUUUACCUGGAGCCCAUCAUUACAGUACCUUUACUUCGCAAGUUAUUGUAUCCUUGAUGUUUCAUUAUUUCACACACUUACUCGGCGCUUCAUACUAAAAAAGCUGCACUGGGGCCAGAACUUUGUUUAUUCGAAGGACAUCAUAUCCUAUACGAUCCUGUUAUCAUAUGGGGCCAAAAUUUUCCCCAUUUUAAUGUUAAUUUGGCCUUAUGAUACCCUCAUUUCAAUGAGCAUUAUAAAGUGGGUGGCCAACUUUUACAUCAUCGAAUCACUAAAAAUUGUUACUAAACUCUCCUACUGGAGCAUCAUAAAAGUCUUUAUAACUGUUUCGUUCGUACGGUACUGUUUAGUUAAGCCAGUACUUAUAUUAUUUGUGGCCAAAUUCAACUUUUCCAUUAUAAAAAAUUUAAUAUGCCAAGAGUUUAUGUUACUACUACAGAAAUCAGGAACUUAUUUACUUUUAUGA
This is a messenger RNA of Saccharomyces eubayanus, 966 nucleotides long. RefSeq names its product sterol homeostasis protein ARV1 (gene ARV1). The transcript has a single exon. Gene Ontology annotation, biological process: intracellular sterol transport; sphingolipid metabolic process; sterol metabolic process. Lineage: Eukaryota; Fungi; Ascomycota; Saccharomycetes; Saccharomycetales; Saccharomycetaceae. Bases 1 to 966 code for a protein of 321 amino acids. The record is from RefSeq and is a predicted model, not a curated record. Gene Ontology annotation, cellular component: cortical endoplasmic reticulum; Golgi apparatus.